UUGGCGGAUGGCGUCGUCUAGAGAUGCUGUCCAUUCCCUCCCCGUUAAUCUCCGCGGCCAGGGGCCUUCCAAUUGGAGGGUUUGCCAUGUGGGUCUUGAUGGCGCAAUGUGCUAUCCAGCAGUGGAACCACAGCUAAAGCUUCAGAAGACAAAGAAAGAUGGGAUGCGACGGAUGAGACUACCCUUUUGAUUCGUGAUAGACGACUCCAACAGGUGGAGAACCCACAGCAAUACGAUUAUCGAGGAUGUCAAGGAGGUUUCGCGUGCAUAAGCGUUUACUCUGGCUGCACAUCCACUUAUAGCCAUUAUAUCGCCGUUGACAUGACUUGAAGUCUCCUAAAAUACGAUGGGAAAAUAUGACCAAGCACGAACAUGAACCAGCUCAGGCUCGCGGGAGAGGUGACCAAGCUACCAACAUUACCUCGGCCGCCGUUGUACUCCCGCCUCCUGAUGGCGGAUUUCAUGCCUGGGCCCAGGUUGUCUCUGGUCAUCUGGUUGUAGCUCUGACCUGGGGGUACGCUGCCAGUUUCGGGGUGUUUCAGAGCCACUAUGAGUCUACCUUGCCUCAGAGUCCGUCCGACAUCUCCUGGAUCGGUGGUUUCCAGGUAUUCUGUCUAUUAUUCAUCUCAACACUCUCCGGUCGCGCAACAGAUGCGGGGAUGGCAAGGACAGUAGUGGCUGCUGGCGCAGUCCUGCUGGGUUUGGGCACCUUCAUGACCAGUCUCGCGACAGAAUACUGGCAGAUCUUUCUGGCCCAGGGGCUCUGUAUUGGCCUUGGGCAGGGCCUCAUGUGGUUGCCCAGUGUGACGUUGAUCUCGACGUAUUUUAUGCGCCUGCGUGUCUUUGCUGUGACGACUGCGGCCACGGGUACGAGUACAGGAGGCAUCAUUUUCCCAGCAAUGAUUCAGUACCUCAUCCCAAAGAUCGGAUUUCCGUGGGCAGUGCGGUGCAUGGGGUUUGUUGUCCUUGCCAUGUCAGCAGCCACCCUCGCCCUUCUGCGUCCGAGAUUGCCACCACGAAAGUCGGGACCGCUGGUCGAGUUGAGCGCGUUCAAAGAGCCUGCGUACAUGCUUUUCACCUUUGGCGUUUUCCUCCUAUACUGGACCCUGUAUUUUGCUUUCUUCUACGUACAGUCCCCAUCAUGAGAGGUGCCGUAUAUCGAGAGCUAAGUAUAGUUUAGAUCCAGGUCUAUGCGACAGAGGUGUUGGGGAUCUCCGAAGAAUCCGGUGCGACAUUGAUAAUCAUCAUUAACGCCCUCGGUAUUCCCGUCCGAGCCCCCUCGGAUACUUGGCCGAUCGCUACA
Messenger RNA from Aspergillus novofumigatus IBT 16806, 1303 nucleotides. Its product is annotated as MFS general substrate transporter. The coding region runs from base 357 to 1145 and encodes 262 amino acids. Lineage: Eukaryota; Fungi; Ascomycota; Eurotiomycetes; Eurotiales; Aspergillaceae. The transcript has 2 exons. Gene Ontology annotation, cellular component: fungal-type vacuole membrane. Gene Ontology annotation, molecular function: transmembrane transporter activity. Gene Ontology annotation, biological process: transmembrane transport. The record is from RefSeq and is a predicted model, not a curated record.